UGAACUUAAACCUCAUUAUAAUCCUUGGAGCAUUUUCUGGACAUAUUGUUGCGCUUCCGCGAACUGGCCCAAGAUGCCUCGUGCAAUCAGAGGCGUUCUUAUCGAGUGCGAUCCUUCGAUCAAGUCCAUCAUCGUCAGCAUCGACAGUGCUAACCAUGACUACAUCAUUGAGGAUCUCGAUGAUGAACGCGUGGUUGUGAAAGAGACCAUGGUCUCAACGCUCAAGCAUAAGCUCGAAGAACGACUCAAAGAAAACCUUCCUCCCGAAGAAGAAUCCGGCUCCGAGUAAGCUUCAAGCAUAUGCAAUAACUGAACUAUAUACACAAUUUCAUACCCGAACGACGUGCGUCUAUGGUCCUCUCAAACUCCUAAACUACAACUUCUCAAACCUCGGCUUCGUCUUCUUCAAUCCACUCAUCAACGCCAACGAAAAGUCCUUGCCUUGCACAGCCGCUGCAUUCCAUACUUGCGUAUACCUCAAGCUCUCAGCAACAGUAUGAUCCCUGCCGUGGUUGAGCAGCUCCUUCGUUCCCUGUACAGCAACAGGGCUCUUGUCAGCAAGUGUGGUUGCCAGAGCCACAGCAGCCUGCACA
Molecule: messenger RNA, 593 nt
Organism: Fusarium oxysporum Fo47
Lineage: Eukaryota; Fungi; Ascomycota; Sordariomycetes; Hypocreales; Nectriaceae
Product: TFIIH complex subunit TFB5
Exons: 3
Coding region: 74-289 (71 amino acids)
Biological process (GO): transcription by RNA polymerase II; nucleotide-excision repair, preincision complex assembly; transcription initiation at RNA polymerase II promoter
Cellular component (GO): transcription factor TFIIH holo complex; transcription factor TFIIH core complex
Source: RefSeq, a predicted model, not a curated record